AUGCUGCUCAAAACCGUCCUCCCCAAACGACCCCAACCCAUCAACUCCCUCCGCACCAACAACCUCACCCACCACCACCCUCGCCAACCAACAUGCAUUCCGCGACGCACUCUCAUCCCCGCCCCCGGCCCUAACACCGGGCCCAUCAUGGAACGCCGCGCCGACCGCGAACUCCCCCAGAUCCAAAACAGCCGGGGCUGGCUCAAAUCAAUCCCCAUCUUCGUGGUGACGGUCGGCGCGGCCAUGCUCGGCAUCUUCAAUUACCAAAAGUCCACCUCCAGCGUGGUCAGCAGUACGCUGUAUGCGCUGCGCACGUCGCCGCAGGCGCGCGAGAUCCUGGGCGAUGAGAUUUACUUUGCGCAGCAGAUUCCGUGGAUCAGCGGGGAGAUGAACCAGUUGCAUGGACGGAUUAAUAUCUCGUUUUGGGUGAAAGGGACCAAGGGUCAGGCGAAGAUGCGGUUUAAGAGUGUGAGGCCGGAUCGGAUGAGUUAUUUCCGGACCGAAGAUUGGAGUCUCGAGACCGAGGAUGGAACGGUGGUGCAAUUGCUGGAUAGCAAGACGGAUCCAUUCCGCCAGGAAUGA
This is a messenger RNA of Penicillium oxalicum, 582 nucleotides long. RefSeq names its product cytochrome c oxidase assembly factor 1 family protein. Lineage: Eukaryota; Fungi; Ascomycota; Eurotiomycetes; Eurotiales; Aspergillaceae. The coding region runs from base 1 to 582 and encodes 193 amino acids. Gene Ontology annotation, biological process: mitochondrial respiratory chain complex IV assembly. Gene Ontology annotation, cellular component: mitochondrial inner membrane. The record is from RefSeq and is a predicted model, not a curated record. The transcript is spliced from 2 exons.